Messenger RNA from Notodromas monacha, 2525 nucleotides. The record is from the annotation of a GenBank genome assembly. NCBI's taxonomy places the organism in Eukaryota, Metazoa, Arthropoda, Ostracoda, Podocopida, Cyprididae.
ACUGAAAGCCACUAGUGUAAUGGGAAAGAAAGCCUGGAGUGGUGGCUCUGAGGGCGAGUUGUGCCGAAAUAGGGCGUCAGGUUGUCGUGCAUAUUGAAUCCAGAUGAAGCCGGUAUGCGUUGUUCCAAUACAAUCGAUCUCAAUUCCGCGCCGGAGUUUGUCAUGGGGUGAGCAGGAUAAAAUCGCCAUUGCCACAUCUGCGGGAAUUAAAAUUGUUCGACCACUUUAUCGGCCGUUUCUCGGGAAGGCUUUCCGCAUUCGCUGCGAAGAAAGUUUCAUACCAGUUCCCCUACGUGAUCAAGAUGAAAUUCGCAAAAUCUCCGAAGAUGAUCCUCCGUUCGUCUCAACCACGCUUUCCCUGGACCGCGAUGUUACCCCAAGUUUAGCCACCAAUGAGCUCAUGUCUUUUUGUGAGGCCUGUUGGUCUCCCUUAAUUGAUACCGUCCGUAAGGAAUGUUGGCUCGCCACAGUCUUGGUUGAUGGGCGCUGCCUGAUAUACGAAUAUCUUCACGUGACGGGUGAAUACCGACCGAUGCCGUUCAACCUUCCCGAACUUCUCAACGCUCGAAUUAUGUCCUCCGAUUGGCAGGACGUCUUCACAAUAACUAGCGCGUUGUACGCCUGUGGUGGAUUGUCAUCCUUUUCAACCCGUCCAGAAGUUACUGCGCAAUUACUCAAGGCGCAUAGUUCGCAUGUUGUGACGGUUGCUUGGCUUCCGUCUGUGGUCUUCGGAAAAUCUAGUUACGCUGUUCUGAUUGCGGGGUUUCGUAGUGGCCACAUUUGCGCGUUCAAAUUAUUCGUGACCGGUGGGGCCGAAGUUAUAAGCCAUAAGUGGAUCUCCGAUGGAAUCGAAUCCAUAUCUUGUCUCGAUGUUUCAUCGGAAGGGAGUGUCAUUUUCAUCGGAACAAAAAGCGGAGGAUUGGAAGUCAUUUGGCUCAUCAAAGACAGUCUAGAGAAGUCAGAGGUGCUGAAUUGGGAUCAUGCUUUUCUGGAACCUUUACCCGGAUUUGCAUCCUGCAAUCUAGUUGCGCGGAGCAUUUCACCGUCGGUCUGUGAGCUUGUGUUUUCAAAAAACCAGUUCGUGAUUUGCAUCACAGUGGAAAUGAGCUUGGUUGCGAGGAGUGCAAAGAUAAUAAGUGCAUCUAAGAUCAGUUCUGGAUCUUCCCCUGUUUUAAGCCUCACUACCGGAGACAAUACGAUCAUGUGCUCUGAUGAUGGAAGAGUUGCUUCUAUGCAAGUCAUCCGAGGCAAUCGCCAACGACUUCAACAAACUGAAAUUGAUUUGGGAGAGGAUUCUUCGUUGCACGCUGUCACUGGAGUCGGGGUUUCGCGUACGUCUGCGAUUCUGUGUGCUGUGCAGUGUUUGCGUGUUCCUUAUGAUCAUCUGAAGAUGCGUGACGUGACGAGGAUCGUCUUUCUGAGUAACACGGAUGCCAAGCAGUUGAUGGAUAUUUUGCUGGAAGGGGAAAAUGAUUCCCUGGAAGCUAUGGGUGACGUUUUGGAAGCUUUAAGAUUAGCAGUUGCCGACGGAGGGAAAGUGGAUCUGGAUGUUUUGGAUUUUGAGAACAACUUGCGGCAUGCGAAAAUAUACCGAUGGAUUAUGCUUUCCGAAUGCACAGAGACAGGAGGCAUCCAAGAACGAGUGAAGUACGAUGGAUUAGUUUUUCGUCUGGCUUCAAUGGAACUGCUCAAGAAAUUUUCAAGUACGUCCUUGAGUAAAGAAGAAUUAGCCGAAGCUCGGUCGAAAAUCCCCCGAAUUCUCAAGUGGUUGGGCAUUUUGUGCGGGAAAGACAACGCGGACUUCCUGGCUCUUACCAAAUCUUUAUAUUCAAAAAUUCCUAAGGAAGUUCUUCCUGAGUGCGAGUUUUGUCCGGUUUGCGACGCUAAAGUACCGGAUUUGUGCAACGGAAUGUAUAAUGUUUGUCUGGGAAUUUGCGAACGUGGUCAUAAGUUGCCGCGAUCGGCUUUGACUAUGGAAAUUUGCACGGAAUUCCCGCUGCGAAGAUGUGAUAGGUGUCUAGCUUAUGCUGGACCUUCAAAUGCUUGGUUGCGAACCAACAUUUGCAACCUCUGUGAUGGACUCUGGUUGGAAACCUGACUUAAAGAAUGGAAACUAAUAAUCCAAGCGGAGGAUCAUGUGUUGGAAGUUGUAUUGAGAGAAAAGCCGAAGGCAUAUAAAUUAAAUUAUUUAAAAAUUCCGCUGAGAUCAUAUUCCGCGAAUCAUUGGCUAGUACGUGCUUUCUGACUACAUUUAUUUUGUUAUUCUUGAAAACGGACAACUUUUCUUAUUCAGUUUUUGGAUUGACUUCUGCCAUGAACUAUAAUCUAAUUUUGAAAAGGGUGAGCCCCGUUGGCAUACCUCUUGAAGAAAAUGUUUCACGAAGCUUGUUAUUUUGCAUUUUCGUACGUUUUCAUUCAAUUCAGGUCAGAAUUUUGGAAUCGAAGUGUUUUGUUUGUGCAAUUAUAUUUUCGGACAAUGUAGCUUCCUUCAAUGUGUUUUUAGAUAAAACAGUCUGAGUGACGCU